Quercus robur (English oak) is the source of this 2952-nucleotide messenger RNA. RefSeq lists its product as uncharacterized. The transcript is spliced from 2 exons. The record is from RefSeq and is a predicted model, not a curated record. The coding region runs from base 657 to 2135 and encodes 492 amino acids. NCBI's taxonomy places the organism in Eukaryota, Viridiplantae, Streptophyta, Magnoliopsida, Fagales, Fagaceae.
AACCAAAACUUGUUUGUGGCCCUAAGGCAGUUUUAAGAAGGGCAUAAGGUAACUGGAACUAUCUGCUGGGCCUGCGCCCAAGGCUGGUAUGGGCUUGGGCCCGGGGCCUAGAUGGGUCUGGGCCCAAGGCCUGUAUGGGCUUUGGGAGCUCGGUGCCGUACAAUAGCCCCCCCUUGAUUCAUACUCGGUCGCCGAGGAGAAUCAAGGAGCUGCCUGGGCUUCUUGACCUCGGGAAUCUUUUAGUCUGGGACUUCUGGCUGUCAUUUCUCAUUAAUAGCCAUCUCAAAAGACGCGCCGUUUCGCGGCGCCAGGCGCAGUCGUCAUUAUUGCCUGACGGUUCGUGAACCGAAGCGGUGCGCAAAUCGGUUACGCUUGGCAUUUGCUGGGUCGCUCGUUCGCUGUGCCCAUUUAUUGUUUGAUCAAGCGUUUCUUCUUUCCCCAUUUCUUCUGGCUCUAUAAAUAGUUCUUCUCCAAACGUCACUCCAUUUUUCCUUCGCCUCUGAUCUUUAGUGCCUACUCCCUGCCGACCACAUUUCUGUGUGCUUGCUUGCUCAGCGUUCUUUUCCUCCUUAGAACCCAACGUAAGUCUCUCUUUCCCUUCCUGUUCCUUCAGCUUUGUUUCUUUGAUUUUAUUCUUGUAGUUUUAGGCUUUAUAGAUGGGUUAUUCUUACCUUCUAGAUACCCCGGCUGCUUUGGCCACCUUUAGGAGUAAAUUUAGUAUCCCCAGUGACGUGGACGUGGCUUACUGCCAUGAGAGUGAUAUGGAACUCCACCGAGGGCAUGGUACAGCCUUCUUUCCUUUGAUGUCCAUCUUAGAAGGUGGGGUUAGGUUCCCGGUAGAUCCCCUCCUGAUAAGCACACUCACCUACUAUGGGCUGUGCCCCGACCAGCUUCCCCCCAAUUUUUACCGGGUAGUUAGUUGUGUCGGCCAGUUGAACCAUACCUUUAACUUACAACUAGAUCACCAUGAUAUUAACCAAAUGUACAGCCUCUGUGGGAGCAAAUCCACAAAUUACUACUUAAAGACAAGGGAUGCUCGGGUACGGCUGAUAUCGUGCCUACCCGAUUCGAACAGGAACUCCGCCGGGGAGUUUGUCAGGGUGCGCGGCAAUUGGUUUGCCGGGGAGAUCCCUUGCCCCCUCACACGGCGUGAAGUGGACGGCAAAGUGUUUACUCAGGACCUCAGAGCCGUCCACGUCAGGGACCUAAACUUCGUCCUUCGUUCCGAGAUCUACGUGCACUGGGACGGGCAACUCCGGGCCUCACACCUGAUCCUCGGCGUGGAACCGGUUUACUCUACUUGGCAAUCAUUCAAGCAGGCGUUGAUAGUUGACAGCCCCCUGCUCUCGUACAUAGACGUCCGGUACGUGAACUUCUUGCCGCCGAAGCUUACAACCGGGGAAGCGAGGGAAUUUGGUAGGCGGUUCACUGCCGCGGACGAACUAGUUCCCCUUCGAGACGAUUCCGCGGAGCAAGUAUCCCGGCGCCUUAGAGAGAGAGCUCACGAAGCUAUACAACAAGGGGACCAAGCCCAAGAGCAGACCCAUCCCGAGGAUCCACCCGCCGAGCAUCAACAGCAAGUGACAGACGCGGCUAACCUGCUAGCUGAAGCGAUCCAGCCCGGUGCAAGCAUGGUGGCAAGGCGAGUAAUGACCCUAGACAGGUUCGUGCCUGGUGCCCGACUGACCAACCAGCCCCCGCCUACCCAGGGUCGGGGUCCAGUUUCUCAACCUCCUCCAACCUCGCAGUCCGGACGUGCCCGGAAAAAACAGAAAGUAGCCGAGCAACAUUCCACGGCCCCGGGGGACGCCGCUGUCCGGACUCCUCCCCGACCAACAGGGGGGAUUGUCAUCCGCGAGCCGCAGACCGAAGCUGGCACGGGGGGCGCAUCCUCCUCCCAAGUGGCUCCAGCGUGGGAGCCAAAGUUCCUUCUGGAUGGCAAACCAUUGCCAUCAACGGCCUCUGUUCGGAUAUGGGAUAAGGGCGAGGGCGGCCGCAUUGCCCAAACCUUGGCCGGAGCUCUCCAACUUCCCGAGGACGUGCACGCCUUUGAGGAUGGGUCCGAGGAGUCCGUGGGGCGCCGGUUAGAGUGGCACGCCAUUGCGGUAAUUCUUUUGUCUAUUUGCUCCAUGUAGAUUUCCUUUUGCCACUUUGCUAACCUUCGCGCUUGCUAGGCCGCUCAACUAGCUCACAUCGUGGCUGCCCGGGCACGGGAGCUUGAUGAGGAAAAUGAGCGCGAGAAGGUGGCGCGGGAGGCAGCAGUAAAAACGGCUAAGGAAAAGGCUAAGAUUGCUGAGUCUGCCGAGAAUAAGGCUGCUGCCGCGGAGAAGUUCCGAGCAUCGGCCGAACAGAGGUGUACUGACCUCCUGGCCAGGCAAAAUGAGACGGAACUUAAACUGGCCGAAGCCCUCAGCCUCAACACUUCUCAUGCCGAGGAGAUAGCUGAUCUCAGGGCGGGCUUGGCGGCCGCGGAGCAGAAGUGGUACGACGUGGGCUUCGCCGACGCCGAGAACUCCGCAGAGCCGAUGGUGGCUCGGGCUCGGCAUAUGGGUUUCGAGGCCGGGUGGUUUGCUGCUCUUCAAGCAAUGGGAGUUCCUGAAGACUCGCCGCUGAGAGACCCCGGCCAGAUUCCAUUUCCGAGUCCUGUACCUGCCGUCCAGAACGCCCCGGCUGCUCUAGACGAGGAGGAGACGGCCAGUAUGAGGGAGUUGGUUGAGCAAAUCGACUCUCAUGCCGAGCCCGAGGAACUGGAGGCUACGAGCACACCUACCGUGCAGGAACUUCUUGACGAGGCCCAGCCUUUCUCCCUGAUCGUCCAACAGGAAGUGCCACCACCGACUCAACCCCCUAGUUGAUUUUAUUUUAGCUUAUUUUUAUUUCGUUUUUAUUUGCCUAUGUCACCGGGAUGUGGUGAUUGAACCGUUGUUUUAAUUUAUUGGUUUUAUUUGCCCA